Messenger RNA from Prosopis cineraria, 1098 nucleotides. RefSeq lists its product as uncharacterized. Bases 219 to 692 code for a protein of 157 amino acids. The transcript is spliced from 3 exons. NCBI's taxonomy places the organism in Eukaryota, Viridiplantae, Streptophyta, Magnoliopsida, Fabales, Fabaceae. Gene Ontology annotation, cellular component: endoplasmic reticulum membrane. The record is from RefSeq and is a predicted model, not a curated record. Gene Ontology annotation, biological process: intracellular sphingolipid homeostasis; negative regulation of ceramide biosynthetic process; ceramide metabolic process.
AAAACCCCAACAGCCCGCAAUUCUGCAUUGCUUGGAAUUUUCUUCUUCCAAGUUAUAUCGCCACCUAAUCGAUCUUAGCUUUUAAUUUCGGUUGCAUUUGAUCUGAUUGAGAGGAAAAGAGACAACAGAGAGGAUCGUGAUAGGUUUUCUGGGUUUUGGAUUUGAACCCCAUUAACUGAUAUCAUCCAAAAUUCUUCCAAAGUUUAGGUUUUGAAUUCAUGGCGAAUCUGUAUGUCAAGGCUAUGCCACCGACCGAUCUGAACAAAAACACCGAGUGGUUCACGUAUCCGGGUGUGUGGACCACCUAUAUCCUCAUCCUCUUUUUCUCUUGGCUUCUGGUCUUCUCCGUCUUUGGCUGCUCUCCUGGCAUGGCCUGGACUAUCGUCAACCUUGCCCACUUUGUUGUAACUUAUCACUUUUUCCAUUGGAAGAAAGGAACUCCUUUUGCUGAGGACCAGGGGAUCUACAAUCGAUUGACUUGGUGGGAGCAGAUAGAUCAUGGAAAGCAGCUUACCCGUAACAGAAAGUUUCUAACAAUUGUCCCUCUGGUGCUGUACUUGAUAGCCUCACAUACAACGGACUAUCAGCAGCCGAUGCUCUUCUUCAACACUGUAGCAGUGAUUGUACUCGUUGUUGCCAAGUUCCCCCACAUGCAUAAGGUUCGAAUUUUUGGAAUUAACGCUGAUUCAUGAAGUGUUUUCAAUUGUUGUUUUCUUGUUCUGGAAAAAAGCAGUACCAUUGUAUGGACUAUAGAAGUCAGAAUGCAUGGCAACUGGAUUUUCCCCACUUGAAGCUGCUUUGGAUUUAAAAGGAUCAGAACACCGUUCCUUCUUGUACAGCAGUACUUGUGAAAUCCUGUUAAUACACGAUGAAAAACAGAGUUAUUUUUUAUGAGCUGGUGAAACAGAGUAAUUGGUUACAAGGAAGUGUUGAGUUUUAUUUGUGGAAUGUCAUUAAUAUAUGCUAUUUUGUAAAUGAUUUUUUUCCUCCAUCGUAGAGAAAAUUGUCUGCAACUUAUAAUUUGUCCCCCUCACCCUAUAAAAGGUGGAUAGGCCAUGAAGUUGAAUGUUCUUGUAACAAUGAUUCUUUUUAAUUGUA